Molecule: messenger RNA, 1680 nt
Organism: Amaranthus tricolor (Joseph's coat)
Lineage: Eukaryota; Viridiplantae; Streptophyta; Magnoliopsida; Caryophyllales; Amaranthaceae
Product: cyanidin 3-O-glucoside 5-O-glucosyltransferase (acyl-glucose)-like
Exons: 13
Coding region: 90-1472 (460 amino acids)
Biological process (GO): carbohydrate metabolic process
Molecular function (GO): beta-glucosidase activity
Source: RefSeq, a predicted model, not a curated record
UAAUAAUAAAAUCUUCCAUAUGUUUGCUCCAAUACAAUAGUCAAUAGCUGAAGCUAGGAAGUUUGUAGAACCCAAAAAUAGAUUAAUUCAUGGCAAAAUUAUUGUUUGUAAUAUCAAUAAUAUUGAUUCAUUUUGUUCAACAAUGUACCCUUAAAGUAGAGGGGUAUACCAGAGCAGAUUUCCCAUCUGAUUUUAUCUUUGGUUCAGGCACUUCUGCUUAUCAGGUAGAGGGGGCAGCAACUGAGGAUGGAAGGACACGAAGUAUUUAUGACACUUGGGCCUUUCAAGUUACGGGGGAAUACGCAGGAGACGUUGCAUGUGAUGAGUAUCAUAAAUACAAGGAAGAUGUUCAGUUGAUGGUAGAAACAGGAGUGGAUGCAUAUAGAUUCUCCAUUUCAUGGACAAGACUGAUCCCAAAUGGAACAGGAGCAAUUAAUCAAAAAGGAGUUGACUAUUACAAUAAUCUCAUCAAUGAACUAAUCAAAAACGGAAUUCAACCCCAUGUAACAUUGCUACAAUUUGAUUUCCCACAAGUACUUCAAGAUGCUUAUGGAGGAUGGAUGGAUCAACAAAUGGUGAUGGAUUUUACAGCUUAUGCAGAAGUGUGUUUCAAAGAAUUUGGAGACAGAGUUUUACAUUGGACAACAAUUAACGAGCCAAUUGCUGUUGUUCUUUUGUUUUAUGAUGAUUUAAAUCCAUAUAUUGCUGCUCACAACCUUUUACUUGGCCAUGCAUCAGUAGUCAACCUAUACAGACAAAAGUUUCAGGAAAAGCAAAAUGGAUCCAUUGGGCUGAAUCAACAUGCAAGAUGGUUUCUUCCUGCUACUAACACAAAACGUGAUAUAAUGGCAUGUGAGAGAGCUAGUAUGUUUGUAAACGAUUGGUUUACUCAUCCCAUUGUGUAUGGAGAUUAUCCUAAUAAAAUGAAACUAUAUUUGGGAACAAAACUUCCAUCAUUUACUAAGGAAGAAAGCAAGUUAGUGAAAGGUUCAUUUGACUUUAUAGCAAUCAACUGCUAUACUGCUUCUAUAGUUGAAGACGAUCCCCAAGCUUCAUCUUUUCUAUUGUGCUUCAAAGCUAAAUGCAAUGAUAAAGUUAUUGGAGGAAAGUUCAUACAAGGUGCACUAGAGCAUUUGAAACAAGUUUAUGGCAAUCCUCCAGUCUAUAUACAUGAAAAUGGUUUACGGACUUUUCGUAAUGUAUCAUUCAACGACACAUCAAGAAUCACUUAUCUAAAUGCUUCUAUUGGAAGCAUGUUAGAUUCCUUGAGGAAUGGAUCAAAUGUAAAAGGAUAUUUCCAAUGGUCGUUUUUGGAUUUGUUCGAGUUUUCACAACACAACGAAUAUGGAUUUGGGUUAUAUUACGUUGAUUUACAAAGCUCAGAAUUGAGAAGGUAUCCUAAGAGAUCUGCGCUUUGGUAUUCCAAUUUUCUAAAGGGAAAGCCUUCUCAAUCAUAUCUUGCAUCCGAAUAAUUGAAUUAUUUUUUGAUUGAGGUCAAGUCGAUUUUUUUAUUUAUUGUUUCGUGUUAUAUAAGAGUUUAUUGGGCGUAAAAUACAUAUUCUGAUACAAUUAUACGAUACAUAUUUCUCUGAUAUUUGACAUUGAACAUUCUAUUUAGAUGAAGAGGUGCUUUAGAUUUUGUAUACCAUUUUAAUGAACAUUUUCAAUAAAAGUGCAAAA